This is a messenger RNA of Panonychus citri (citrus red mite), 537 nucleotides long. RefSeq names its product tigger transposable element-derived protein 6-like. The coding region runs from base 1 to 537 and encodes 178 amino acids. The transcript is spliced from 3 exons. Gene Ontology annotation, cellular component: nucleus. Lineage: Eukaryota; Metazoa; Arthropoda; Arachnida; Trombidiformes; Tetranychidae. Gene Ontology annotation, molecular function: DNA binding. The record is from RefSeq and is a predicted model, not a curated record.
AUGACGAUUGCCCAGAAAUCAUAUUAUACCGAAGGUGCAGAUAAAAAUGGUGUCAAAGCUUCUAAAGAAAGAGUCACAAUAUUAAUAUGUGUUGGUAUAAAUGGCAAGAAAAAAGAUCCGCUUGUGAUUGGUAAAAGUAAAAAACCUCGUUCUCUUGCUAAGAUUUUUAUGAUACCAAGAGAUAUAAUAUCGAUUAUAAACAAAAAAGUUCUACUUUUUAUUGAUAACUGUCGACCUCAUCAUGUUUCUGAUCCAACAAAAUAUCGUGACAUAAAAAUUGUCUAUUUACCUGUCAACACUACUAGCCAUUGUCAACCCUUGGAUGCCGGGAUUAUUAACGCAUUUAAACACCACUAUUUCAGUGAUCUUAAUUGUGUUCUGGCAACUCUCAUUCCAACAGGUAAAACAAUUGAUGAUUUAACUAAAACAAUUACAUUGAGAGAAGCUAUUGAAUGGAUUCAACAAGCUUUGGAAAAAGUUACUCAAUCAACAAUAAUUAACUGUUUUACCAAAUGUCACUUUUAUCCAUGUAAUUAA